ACAAAUGCAUAACUCCAACACACUUCUCUCCAGCCCUUCUCUCUCUCCAAUUGUGUUUCAGAGCUGUCACGUGUAACGUGUAAGGUUCGAAGCGCAAAGAAAAAAUGGGUCUUCCUCUAAUGAUGGAGAGAUCAUCAAACAACAACAACAACAAGGUCGAGCUCUCUCGAGUGGCAGUUUCCGACACACAUGGUGAAGAUUCACCUUACUUCGCUGGCUGGAAAGCUUACGACGAAAAUCCUUACGAUGAAACACAUAACCCUUCCGGUGUCAUUCAAAUGGGUCUCGCCGAGAAUCAGGUCUCGUUCGAUCUUCUUGAAAGUUACUCAGAGAAGAAGAACCCAGAAGGUUCGUUGUGGGGAUCAAAAGGAUCACGUGGGUUCAGAGAAAACGCACUGUUCCAAGACUACCACGGUCUCAAAACUUUCAGACAAGCCAUGGCUAGCUUCAUGGAAAAGAUCCGUGGAGGUAAAGCUAGCUUCGAUCCUGAUCGGAUCGUUCUCACCGCCGGAGCCACCGCCGCUAACGAACUCUUAACUUUCAUCCUCGCCGAUCCCAACGACGCCCUUCUCAUUCCCACGCCGUAUUAUCCAGGAUUCGAUAGAGAUUUGAGAUGGAGAACCGGAGUGAGAAUUGUACCGAUUCAUUGCGACAGCUCGAACCAUUUCCAGAUAACCCCUGAGGCGCUCGAGACGGCUUACGAAACAGCACGUGACGCGAACAUUAGAGUCCGAGGAGUGCUCAUAACCAACCCAUCAAACCCAUUAGGCGCGACGGUUCAAAAGAAGGUUCUAGAAGAUCUUCUUGACUUCUGCGUCCGCAAGAACAUUCACUUGAUCUCAGACGAGAUCUACUCCGGCUCGGUCUUCCACGAGUCAGAAUUCACCAGCGUAGCCGAGAUCGUAGAGAACAUCGAUGACGUGUCAGUCAAGGAGCGUGUCCACAUCGUUUACAGCCUCUCCAAAGAUCUCGGCCUUCCCGGUUUCCGAGUUGGGACCAUUUACUCGUACAACGAUAAUGUUGUAAGGACGGCGAGAAGGAUGUCGAGUUUUACGCUCGUCUCGUCUCAGACACAACACAUGCUGGCUUCUAUGUUGUCGGAUGAGGAGUUUACGGAGAAGUACAUAAGGUUAAACCGGGAAAGGCUUAGGAGACGGUACGAGACAAUUGUGGAAGGGCUUAAGAAGGAAGGGAUCGAGUGCUUGAAGGGCAACGCAGGGUUGUUCUGUUGGAUGAAUUUGGGUUUCUUGCUCAACACGAAAACGAAAGAAGGCGAGCUCGAGCUUUGGGAUGUGAUCUUGAAGGAGCUGAAGCUGAAUAUAUCGCCGGGAUCUUCGUGCCAUUGCUCGGAGUUUGGAUGGUUUAGGGUUUGUUUUGCUAAUAUGAGUGAGAAGACUUUGGAGAUUGCGUUGAAGAGAAUACAUGAAUUCAUGGACCGACGAAGGAGGUUUUGAAUUGUUAAAACACAAGAAGUAAAUUAAAGCCGAUGUUAUUUUUUAUAUGGUUAAUACAUGGGGUAAGGGGAAGUUAGUUUUUUUUUUUGGGAAAGAGAAGACAAUUAGUUGAAAUCCAUUUAUGUAAAGUGGGUUUUGAUUUGUUUCUCUUUUCUAGAUAUUAUUGUUUGUUUUCUUGCUCUGGACGAAGCAAGUUAAUUUCAUGUUUAUUAAAGGUUGAUUGUAAUAUUUGCUGUUAUAUACGAAAAUUGAAUAAUUUCUUUUGUUUUA
Messenger RNA from Raphanus sativus (radish), 1724 nucleotides. RefSeq names its product 1-aminocyclopropane-1-carboxylate synthase 7. The transcript is spliced from 3 exons. Gene Ontology annotation, biological process: amino acid metabolic process; biosynthetic process. Gene Ontology annotation, molecular function: pyridoxal phosphate binding; transaminase activity. Bases 105 to 1454 code for a protein of 449 amino acids. The record is from RefSeq and is a predicted model, not a curated record. Lineage: Eukaryota; Viridiplantae; Streptophyta; Magnoliopsida; Brassicales; Brassicaceae.